CCUGAAGAGACCUGCUGCAACAGUCGCUAAUAAAGCUGUUUUUUGUCUUCUUGUCACACCGGCGAAUAACUGAGUCUUUAUUGUUUAUUUCCCAAUGUUUAUGACAAAUGUAAGUGGAGUAAGUUCGCGGCACCUCUGGAUAUAUACUGUUGCUUUGGCGGAAUAACCAGGAAAAAUGUGAAAGUGUUUCAGAUGCCACGGUGGAUGACAUUCGACAAUGAACACAGAGUUUUAGAAGCAAUAUCAAACUUCUCAACCAAAGACAAAGUCAUUUGUCUAUAGCUGUGUCCUCCACCCCGAUGUCAAGGCUUUAUUUUUCUUCUCGAGGUCCUAAGCCUCCCGUGGCACCUAAACCAAGGCUAGCUUCUGUGGUGAGCCAAAGCAUUGUGAGUAAUGGGGACAUAACGUCCUCUGAUAGACUUGAACUGAAGCAAGACAAUGAAUCAGAGGUCACACAGGACGAAGCAGAUGCAUCCAGAGAAAACUGUACAGAUGAUCAUGAGAACUUAUCAGACACAGACAAAAAGUUAAUGUUUAACAAUCAUGACAUUAUUUGUUAUAAUGACACAGAAGAAGAAUUACAGAUGGUAGUGGAUGAAACAAUGGGAGAGGAGGAAGAUAAAGAUGAUGCCACUGCCUCUUUUAAUUUGGUUGAUGUGGGUGUUGUGAGUUCUGAUUCAGCAGAUGAGGCCCUCAUCAUAAACACUAAUGUUAUCAGCCCAUCAGAGAAUACAGAAAAUGCUUAUGAUGUAAUUGAGGACACAGCUACAUGUUCUAAGAGUGAGACACAUACUAAAGAUCAGCCUGCAGGUAAAUCAGUAGAGUGCAAAGACCCUAAAAGCCCAUAUGCAGAGAUUGAGGAAACACUAUCAGACAAUUGUGAGGAUCCUACAUUAUGCUCCACUGAUGACACAGAACAGCCUUAUUACAGUGAGAGAAAGUCUAUACCCUCUGAGCAUUCAAUUGAUUGUGACAGUGAUCGGUAUGAAGAGGACGCUAGUGGAAAGUGUGUACAUUAUAAGACAGAAGAGGAUCUAGCCUACAGUGAAACUGGACUUUCUUCACAGGCUACAAACUGUAGUCAACACUCACUAUGUGAGGAAUAUCCUUACGAUGUCAUUAACACACAGGAUGACAACAAUACUUGGCAGGCUGAACGUGCUACUAAAGACCCAUCUGGACGAUUCAGGUUUGCAGAGGAGUCAGUAGAUGCAUAUGAGCCCUACUCUGUCAUAGAGGUUGUGCCAGGUGAUUUCACGUGCACCUCUGACCCAGAAGCAAGAUGCACUGAUGAGAUGUCUUGCAUAGAGAAACCAAUGAACACAACAGAGGCGACGUCAAGCCAAGAGCCUUUCUAUGUGUCAUCAAAUGAUGUGGCAGAGUUAGAGAAGGAACAAGCAAUUUUAGAAAAUGGUAUCUCUCAGUCAAAAAAGCCUUCUAAACUUAAGGAUAAAGAGAUGGCAAAAAGCGAAGCAGUGGAUGAUUAUGCUGAUAUUGAAGAUGCUGAUGACCAGCAAGUGGAGUGUGUGUCCUCAGAAGAUUACGUGGAAAUAGGAGAUGAAGAUGAGCCAGUAAACAUGGACAGGAAAACUAAGGGUAAAAGUGUGAGAGAACGAUCAGUUGGACGGGAAAAAGCCUUCUUGAGUCAGAGAAACAGCUGCCAGCCUCGUCUCAGACUUUGCAACAUUACAGUUCCAGCUAACCUGGAUUUAGGCAGAACUCCUGAACUUACCAACCGUGUGGUUUUUGCCCACACCACCGAAGCAUUUGAAGAGGACAUAGAAGAGCUAGACUGCCAUAUUGUGCCUUUCUUUGAGGACACAGACACAGAAAGUGACGAACACAUUUAUGAGGAGGCUGGCUUUGACUCAGAGGGGGAGAACUUUAUCUCUCUGGACAGGAAGAGCAUUGUGACAAGAUCUCGCUCGCUAUCUGGGAAAGUACCUGGAUAUGUUCCUGAGACUGUGCCUGAGGAGACGGGCACUGAUUGCCAGACUCACGAUUACUACACAGUAGCCUUGGACCAGAAUGGCAAUCCACAUCCCAAGCCUUCAGAUGAAACCGAGGCUAAUCAAAUUAUUCCCUCAUUGAAGCAAAGACGUUUUCUUCCAUCUCCUCGGUCGCUUUCAGUUGAGGGUGGAGACACACCGUUUUUAGGGCUCUUUGAGGGUGAUAAAUCUCCUAGAGAGGAAAGUAGAUUGCAUAGAAAAGAUGACACACUUUCGUUGCCUUGUGUAAUCACUUCUUCUGGAAGCUUUUCUCAAAGAAGCCACCAGUCCUCCAGUGGUGUAUCGACACCUACAUCUCUAGUCGAUAUCCCACCACCCUUUGAUUUAGCUUACAUAACUAAGAGGCCUGUCACCAAAAGUUCUCCAUCACUUCUAAUCCAACACGAAUCUCCUGAUAACCUGAAAAAGAAGAAGACGUCAUUCAAACGGUUCUUGGCUCUGAAAUUUAGGAAAAAAGCAGAAAACAAAGCCUGUGGAGAUGGCAGUGUUCGCUCCUCCAGGUCAUCGUCUGAGUCUAGUCACCAUGGGACCAUUCGGGUGCUGGAGCUUGAUCAUCGGAGUACAAGUAGCUCCCCCCAGAUUCAGUCCCGUGUGACCAUGCCACAACGCAACUCAGAGUUACCUACCACCUUUCUGCUUUACAAAGAGAGGCAAAGUAGGCAAUGUGUGGCCAAGAGUUACAUCAACAGGGGUAUAGCCAGAGUGGAAUCCUUUGAGGACCGCUCUCGGCCCCCCUUUAUGCCUCUACCCAUAACUAAGCCUCGUUCCAUCUCUUUCCCAAGUGCAGAUACAUCUGACUAUGAAAACAUUCCUGCAAUGAGCUCAGACUAUGAAAAUAUCCAGAUUCCUCAUGGGAGACCUACUCGGGCAGUCACUAUUACAGAAUUUUUUGAUGAUCAGAAUCGAACAACAACCCCUGCCAAUGAGAAUGAUGGCUAUGUGGACAUGAAUUGCUUUGCAGGAAUAGAAAACAAGACCACCACUCAAGGACAAGACACUGAAAGUGCCUACACUGAGCCAUUUCCUGUUUGUUCUGCGCCUGUCUCUGUUUCCAAUGAGGAAGACCAUGGACGAACCUCUGAGGAAGAGGACGGCCGGGAAGACCACUGCCAUGACAGACAGAUUGAUGGGCGAUCCAGAGCCUACUAUGUUGUCAAAGACCUGGUGGAUUCAGAAAGAGAACACGUGAAGGCCCUGAAGAUUCUUCAGGAGGACUUUAGAGCAGCAGUGACAGCAGCAGUAGGAGAGGAUGAAGAGCCUGUGAUAGAAAAGGGGAAACUGAACGAGAUCCUAAGUACUCUUCCUCAGGCCUACCAUCUGCACACUGAACUCCUCAAUGAGCUUGAGACCCACAUUAAACAGUGGGAGGACAGCCCGACAGUAGUUGAUGUCAUAUUAACACGGCGGGCAGAGUUUUCAGCCUUCACAACCUACAUCUCAGACUAUGACCGCAGCAUGUCACUGCUGAAGGAGAGCUGUAGACAGAGUAAAGCUUUCGAGGAUGUGGUUAAACAGUUUGAGAUGCAGAAUGCAGAAGGAGUACAUGUUCCUUUGAAACACCAGCUGCAGCGGGUCAUUGUGCGUGUCCUCCAGUACCGAAUGCUGCUCACAGAUUACUUAAACAACCUCUCCCCUGAUUCAAAAGAGUAUGAAGACACAAAAGCUGCGCUGGCAAUCGUGUCAGAGGUUGCAGACCAGGUUAAUGACAAUCUAAAAUACGGGGAGAACUUGCUUCGUUUGGUCCACAUCGACUACAGCGUGAAAGGCAAAAGAGACCUUCUUCAACCAGGAAGGGUUUUCGUCAAGGAGGGCACUCUGAUGAAGGUCUCUCGUAAAAGUCGGCAGCCCAGACACCUCUUUCUGAUGAAUGAUGUAAUGCUGUACACCUACCCACAGCAAGAUGGCAAAUACCGAUUGAAGAACACACUCACUCUAAGUGGGAUGAAGGUCAGUAAACCCAUCUUAGACCAUGUGCUCAACACACUCAGGAUAGAAGUCAGUGAUGUGACCAUAACCCUCUCUGCGAGUUCUUUAGGAGAGAGAGAGGACUGGUUCCACACGCUGAGCCGGGCUAUAGCGGAUCACGCCGCAGGCCUCAACACCUUCAGUUGUUCUAGUGAGGCGAGAGAAAAAUUGUGGAUGUCUCUGGGAGAGGCUGCACCUGUGCUGGUUCCUAUAUCCCAUGUUAUGAUGUGCAUGAAUUGCACUUCUGACUUCAGCCUAACACUGCGACGGCAUUACUGCAAUGCAUGUGGAAAGGUGGUGUGUCGUUCCUGCUCACGAAACAGGUAUCCACUGAAGUAUCUGAAGGACAGGAUGGCUAAAGUAUGCGACCACUGCUAUGCCGAGCUCAGAAAGAGAGGUGGUAAUAUUCCUGGAACAUGUGGGAGCACUAGUCCCCUCACACACAGGGCCAGCAGGCCUCUCUCCGCAGUGUUCCAAAGUCUACAGCCCCCUAGCCUAUGGAGGAACAGAAAGUGCACCUCACCUCUCACACAGGUGUCUGAUGGUGUAGAGGGGUCCACUAUGAGCGGCAGUCUGCAGAGGUGCAAAAAGAGCAAAAGGAAGUGGAAGAGGCUGUGGUUCCUACUCAAAGACAAGGUGCUCUACACCUUUAAAGCACGAGAGGAUAAGGUGGCAUCUGAGAGUCUUACUCUGCAGGGUUUUACUGUGAAGCUGCCUGAUCGGUCAGAGGGCGAAGACACAGACAGUGUUUUCCAGCUUUAUCAUAAAAAGACUCUCUAUUACACCUUCAGAGCAGACGACCAGCAUACUGCUCGCAGGUGGGUAAAUGCAAUGGAAGAGGCCACAGUGUUAUAGCAUCCACCUAUUUGCCCCGAUGACGUGACCCCAGGCUAGGUUCUCAUCUCUCCUGCAAAAUUCCAGACAGCUAAAGCCAUUAGGGGCUUAAAGCUAUGACAUCACAGUUGCCUGUGCCUGAGAAACCAGCUGAACCAUACCACGGAUACCUUUGUUUUUAUCUAUUCUUUUGGCUGCUGAAUGGAAGUCCUUAAAACGUACAUAGAGUAACACCAGGCAUGUCAGGCUUGGUGUUUUUCCUCUUGUGAGCUGUCCCAAGAGAAGUCCAUGUAUGCCUCAUUUGACUUUACAGACUAAUUUAAAAAGUGCCAAAUGUAAACAGUGCAGUUCAGUGAAGUCGCAAUCUGCUCGGGGCUUGUGAAUGGCUGUUCUAGGAUUACUCAUCUGUGUGGACAAAUAAAAGAGACAAAUAAAUUCUUUUUUUACUGUAACUAACCACAUUUCAAUAUGCAGAUAAGUGCAGUCAUUUUAUACACUACAUUGAAUUAAUGUAAAAUUAAAAUGAACUUAAGUGCAAGGCAUUUGUUAUAGUUUCAGUGAAUAUGAUAAGCAAACACAGGUUUGUUAUAGUCAGUGUAUUGUUGAUUUAAUUUAACAGUAAAUAUUAAGCAUGGCAUAUCCUACCACCUCAGAUAUCAAGAAUCCAUGUUUUAUAUGCAAUGACACAGUGUGAUAUAUAUUUACAUGUUCAAUAUGGAUUUGAUACUCAGGCAAGCUGUACAUUUUACUCAAAAUAGUCAAACAAUUCUCAUUGUACUAUAUUUAAUUUGCGGCUAUUUUAAGACAUUCCUUUUUAUCUGUUAUGAUUUCGCACACCGAGUUAUUUUCCAGCUGACAUUGUACCACUGCACCCUUUCAAAAAUACCAUGGCAACAAACUGUGGCAACUUAGUAGCUAUUAGCCACCACUGUCAAAAAAAAACAAUGAUUUGAAAAGCUACAUUCACUUUUUGAAGGCUAUCCAAUGCAUUUAAUGCGAUUUUACAAUAACUAUAUUAUUGCAGUAUUCAGGCUAUGGUUACCAUGGUAAUAUUUGUGAGAGUAGUUGGAUGUACCAGCAUCACUUCGUCAUAUCGGAGCAUGCAUUUGAAGCCCAUGUUUGGUAAAACCUUGAUGCAAAUCAAUAUGCAAAUGUUUUGAACAUCUGCGUUGGUUCAAAGUUUCAUUAAAAAUAAGAAAGUGCCAUAAGAUUUAUCUACAGAGCAGUUUUAUCACAAUCUUAACUUGGAGGCUGUUGUCAAAGCCUCGUCAUACCCAACAUUUCAAACCUCACUAUGUUCAACAUUUUAUGCAUCAAUAAAACAUUAUUCUCUAACUGGAUAUGUGAAGAAAAUAAACAAUGUAUUUUGAACCUCACCCAGUCAUGCAAAACAUCAUGCUACUUUUCGAUCUAACUGAUAGACUUCCAGUUAUUUAAAUUAUGAAAACAUGCUCAGAUAGAAGGGAUCUUAACCCAUCAGAGUCUACAAAAAUGCCUGUAAAACAAAACUGAGGAUCGGUCAUGCUGUUGUGUUCUGUACUGCAUGUGAUUAGCUUGAGAGAUUAUAACUGCAUUGUGGAAUGUAUUGUGAUAUAUAUAUAUUAAUCACAAUAGAAAGAAUGAUUAGAUGCAGUAUGUACAGUAUGACAAGCGAUAAUGUUUGUGAAUGUUUGUAGGGUCUGUGUUCAACUGAGCCUUAUUGUGUUAAUUUUCCUUAGAUUGUCUUUAAACUGCUAUUACCAGAUAUUCUUCUUUAUAUCGUGUUUCUUUAAUUUGUCUUUGAAUAUUACAUAAUUUUCUGUAAAUCUCAUGUUUCAUAUCAAGUGCCAGUAUUCGUAUUCACUCAUUUGUAUCUGAUAUUCAAAAGCACAGCCCCUUGGCUUAGAGAGGAUAUGUUUUAUCUGUGGGAUUUCAUCCCUUUUACUUGCAUUAUGAAAAUUAAAUAAAAGCCCUGCCUACAGAAGAAGAAAAAUGUAAUGAAAAUGUACAUAAUUAAAGGGAGGAAAAUGCAUCUUAUCU
Messenger RNA from Xyrauchen texanus (razorback sucker), 6827 nucleotides. RefSeq names its product FYVE, RhoGEF and PH domain-containing protein 5-like. Gene Ontology annotation, cellular component: cytoplasm. Lineage: Eukaryota; Metazoa; Chordata; Actinopteri; Cypriniformes; Catostomidae. The record is from RefSeq and is a predicted model, not a curated record. Bases 300 to 4829 code for a protein of 1509 amino acids. The transcript is spliced from 21 exons. Gene Ontology annotation, molecular function: metal ion binding; guanyl-nucleotide exchange factor activity.